This is a messenger RNA of Solanum dulcamara, 546 nucleotides long. RefSeq names its product heavy metal-associated isoprenylated plant protein 32-like. The transcript has 3 exons. Lineage: Eukaryota; Viridiplantae; Streptophyta; Magnoliopsida; Solanales; Solanaceae. The record is from RefSeq and is a predicted model, not a curated record. The coding region runs from base 1 to 546 and encodes 181 amino acids.
AUGGUGGACGUUUUGAGUUCUAUAUGCGGUGUUUAUUCCGUCACAAUAGACUCUGAAGAUGGGACGGCCAAGAUUUCUGGUGAAGUUGAUCCAAAUCUCCUCUUGAGGGCGUUGUCAAGAUCAGGCCUUGGCAACCAUGCAGAGGUGAAAUGGGUGAGACUUAAGCACCCAGUGUUGAGUAAUAGUCUUAUGACUGAUGGAUAUGGUUCCUAUAAUCAUGGAUAUGGCUCUUAUAAUCAUGGAUAUGGUUAUAACAGUUAUGGCCAUGGUCAUGGUCAUGGACGUGGCUAUAGUUCUAUUGGUGGUCCUUUUAUGCAAAGAAGGUCGUUGCCCGAACACAAUUAUGGCUAUGGGGGACACCACAAUUACCAAUAUCCUUUUAGGGGCACUGCAUAUGACUCGUACGCCACCAACUAUUACUCCGGUGCUCUGCCAUCACCUAGGUAUGUUCCAACAUAUGAAGAUGACAGCUUCAACUGCCGUACAACAGCUAUUAUAUGUAGAGAACUGGAGAGAUUCUUAAUGGCUCGCUGGCUUUCACCAUGA